Strongylocentrotus purpuratus (purple sea urchin) is the source of this 2832-nucleotide messenger RNA. It is a transcript of the gene prc1, whose product is annotated as protein regulator of cytokinesis 1. The transcript is spliced from 14 exons. NCBI's taxonomy places the organism in Eukaryota, Metazoa, Echinodermata, Echinoidea, Camarodonta, Strongylocentrotidae. The record is from RefSeq and is a predicted model, not a curated record. The coding region runs from base 74 to 1954 and encodes 626 amino acids. Gene Ontology annotation, molecular function: microtubule binding. Gene Ontology annotation, biological process: mitotic spindle midzone assembly; microtubule cytoskeleton organization. Gene Ontology annotation, cellular component: mitotic spindle midzone; spindle; cytoplasm.
UCUCGCUUGCGAGCUUUUCAAAAAUCGUGCACGUCGUAUUUGCAACAGUGGAAGAACGUAAACAGCUGACUUGAUGAACUUAGACAGAGGAUUAAAUACUGAAAUAUAUGCCAAAAUGGAAGCGAAACGGAGGGAAAGCAUGAAGAUGGAGAUAGGUCAGUGUCUAGAACACGCCUUGGAUCAACUGAGGGACAUCUGGAAUGAGAUCGGGAUCUGCGAGGAUCAGCGAGGGGAACGCCAGAAUGUUGUCCUGCACCACAUACGCAACCUGCUGUCUGAGAUGGUGACAGAGGAGGAGUCCCUCAGGCAAAGGCUCAUGAAGAGUGUGGCAUCGUCAACGGAGAAGGUUACAACGCUGUGUAUAGAACUGGCUCUCCAGCAAUACGAGCCUGAUAGUGGGAUCUCAAUCCUGCAGCUGGAGAAGGCAUUAAGACUCCAGGUGGAGCAGCUAGGCAAGGAGAAGUCGGAUAGACUGGGUGCCUUGGAGGGCCUGCAGAAGGUCGAACAGACCCUGUGCGACAUCUUAUGUACCACACCGUACUACAUCCCCUCAGGGACUGUACCCUCGCAGGAACAGCUUGGCAUCCUCAGAGAACAUAUUGAUACACUCACAGCAGAAAAGGACCAGAGGCAUAAAACUUUCACCAGCACCAAGAAAGAAAUCCUCUCCUACAUGGAGUACCUGGAACAAGGACCAGAGACGUCGUUUGAAAGGGAAGUCAUCUGUGAGGAAGAAGAAGCGUUUGUCCUCUCCAAGGAGAACAUCCAAGCUCUGAAAGAUCUUCAUCAGGAGCUUGAAUUCAAAGAUACAGAGAACAAACACGCAGCGGAGGAGUUGCGAGACAGAGUGACUGCUCUGUGGAACAGACUCUCCAUCCCAAAGGAGGAGAGAGAGGAGACUUCAGCAAAACUCCAAGGACACAAACCAAGCAAUCUUACUACGUUACAAGAAGAAGUCGCCAAGCUAGAGAUCCUGAAGAGACAAAACCUGAGGAAGGUAGUGGACGCCAUCAGAGAGGAACUAGAGGGCUGGUGGAAUAAAUGCUUCUACAGCCGGUCACAACGCAACCAGUUUGAGGCAUUCUAUGAAGAUGAAAUCACUGAAGAUCUGUUGACACUGCACGACGAGGAGCUGGUCAGGGUCAAGGGUCAUUACGAGACCAACCAAGAGAUGCUGGAUGCAGUCCGGAAGAGAGAGGACAUGUGGAAAAAGAUGCUGGAGUUUGAGAGGAAAGCUAUCGAUCCAAACCGUUUCAACAACCGUGGUGGAAACCUUUUGGAGGAAGAAAGAAUCCGUCGUAAACUCAACAAGGAUCUUCCAAAGAUUGAGCAGAAACUCUCGGACAGAAUUGAGGAAUAUGAGCGACAGACUGGGACAGAGUUUCUAGUGGACGGCUGCAGGUUCAUGGAUUACGUUGCUGCUCAGUGGGCUGCACAUGAGAACGAGAAGAAAGUCAUCAAGGAAGAAAGGCUGAAUGCUCGUAAACGUAUAACUGAAGAAGAGAUGCUACACGGUAGCAAGCCAAGCACCCCUACCAAGAGGAGAUUUGUUGGUCUCACUCCAACCAAGACACCAAAGAGAUUAAGAGGGGCCAAUGGAAGUGUAGCAGCAUCCCCCAGACUUUACAUGUCCUCCGCUCAUUCUAGCAUUAUGCCAUCACCUAGAGCAAGCAGGACAAAGCCACCCACCGGAGCUUCUACUGCAAGGACUCCAAAGAGGUUGAGGAACACCCCCGCCCGGAACGCCCAGCGCAAGGUGCUAGGUGACAAGAACGGUACUGGGUCCUCUUCUGCCUUCAGUACGAGCACGGUAUCCGGGGGUCAUACCCAAUCUAAUAACAUGAGCACCUUAUCCGUCACCUCAUCCUGUGGGACAUAUACAGACUUUGCAAAGGAGCUUGAACUGCAGAGUAGAAAGUACUGCCGUAGCAGCACCGUUGCUUCACCCACAUAGGACCCCUAGAUGGGUGGACUUAGAUGAUGACCUGUAGGACUACACUGCACAUCAUGACAUGUAAAGGGAUAUUCAUGUUGUCUUUUAAUCACAGACAGUAAGAAUGUGCUGUCAAAAGAGCUUUCUUCUUCUUUUCUUUUCUCUCUCUCUCUCUCUCUCUCUCUCUCUAGUUUUUCUUCCUGAUUUUAAAUGAUGUUUUGACCGCUUCACUUAUUUUUAGGGCUCCAUUAGAAUUUCUUUUUUUUAAUACUGAUUUGCUAUCAGUGCUGAUGCUAAAAUAUGUGAUAAAAUAAAACGUAAAGGAAAACUUCUUGGAGAAAUGUCAACUGUGAAUUGAAGAGAAGCAUUUAAAUAGUAGUGAAAAGAUAUUAUAAUUUCUAGUGUUACAUCUGUACCAUAAAUAAGUCAUUAAUCCAAUUGAUAAAGUAUCAAACAAUACCUUUAUUACCUUAUGUUUAAGGAAAAGGUUCAUUAUGCUAGAUUGUAUUCAGUUAGUCAGCUUUUAAGUAAGUUUUUGAAAAAAGUACUGUUAUCGCGAAGAAUAUGUACCAAAUUAUUGAGUAAUACAUGUAGUAAAGAUAUGCACAUAUUUAUUUCUCAUUUAUAUACAAUGCUAACUUUACAAUGUAUGCAAUAAUUGAUAUAGAUAGAGAUACAAUUAAUUUGUCUUUGCUCAUCUUUAUUUGUAAAUAUUUCCUAACUUUGUAAAUAGCUUUUAUUUGGGAGAUUGACUGAGUUUGGGUGUAAGGAGGAAAUUAUUUACUUGCCUGCAUGAAAACUGACUUCUUGCAAUACUGUAGUCAUGCAUGUGCAUAUAGAGAGCCGUGAUAAAAGAAAUAGUCUAGCCUGUCUUUAAAGAUAAGCUUGAGUUCUGGUAA